Messenger RNA from Penicillium robsamsonii, 1104 nucleotides. RefSeq names its product zinc-dependent alcohol dehydrogenase. Bases 1 to 1104 code for a protein of 367 amino acids. The record is from RefSeq and is a predicted model, not a curated record. The transcript is spliced from 3 exons. Gene Ontology annotation, molecular function: oxidoreductase activity; zinc ion binding. Lineage: Eukaryota; Fungi; Ascomycota; Eurotiomycetes; Eurotiales; Aspergillaceae.
AUGGGUUCAGUCAUAGAUUAUUCUCAGGUCGAGAUUCCCCUAUUCUGUAAAGCGGGAGUGGUGGUCAAUGAAGGCCCCAGUUUCCAUGUUGAGGUACAGAUGGUACCUGUGCCACAGCCAGGCCCUGACGAUGUUUUGAUCAAGCUAAACUACACCGGACUUUGCUCGUCCGAUAUCCAUAUGAUGCGAGGAGACCUAGGCCUCCCGCAUAUGUCAGAGUUCGGUGUGCGAUCUCCAGGGCAUGAAGGUGCGGGUGUAGUGGUCAAAGUUGGAGCCAACGUGAGAACUUUCAAGUUAGGCGAUAGAGCCGGAAUCAAACCGAUCAUGAAUACAUGCGGGUCCUGCUCACUUUGCUGGGGGGACAAGGAGACAUAUUGCAAGGGCGCAGUCCUAACUGGUCUUUUGACGGCAGGUACUUACCAGCAAUACUUGGUAUCACCGGCACGAUAUACAUCGCCAAUUCCAGAUGGAGUCCCCGACGAGAUUGCCGGCCCCAUUAUGUGCAGUGCCAGCACUAUCUAUCGAUCUCUGGUUGAGUCUAACCUUCGAUCGGGGGCUUGGGUUGUUUUCCCUGGCGGUGGUGGUGGUGUGGGGAUUCAAGGUGUACAGCUGGCCAAAGCAAUGGGUAUGCGUCCGAUCGUGGUGGACACGGGAGAAUCCAAACAGAAGUUGUCGCUCGAGAUGGGAGCAGAGGCCUUUGUGGAUUUCAAGGAAGUUGCCGACCCCACCACAGCUGUGAUUAAGAUUGCCGAUGGGGUCGGGGCUCAUGGGGUAUUUGUGACAGCCCCUGCUGCGUAUAAAGAUGCAGUUUCGUUCAUCGGAGACCGUAUCGGAGGCAUUGUUAUGUGCAUUGGUCUUCCUGUUGCAGGGUCGAUGACGAUGGGAGCCGAUCCCUGUCAAUAUGUCUUCAAGAAUCUUACCAUCAAGGGCACCCUUGUGGGUAGCCGGAGUGAUGUUGCCAUGGCGUUGGAUUUCGCACGGCGAGGGGCGCUACGACAAAUUAGUGAAGUGUAUCCAAUCAAUCGCAUGCCCGAGGCUGUGGAGAAACUACGGAAGGGGGAGGUGGCCGGACGGAUUGUGAUCAAUUUCAACUGGGAGGAGUAG